AUGACGUUCGUACAGAAGCCUAUUAUAGCGUCAUCUGGGCCCGUUUUCAUAAAACCAUUCUCAUGUUCAACCUCAGGGAGUAACCCUAGCCCUAACUCUAACCCAGGGAGUAACCCUAGCCCUAACUCUAACCCAGGGAGUAACCCUAACCUCUACUCUAACCCAGGGAGGAGUAACCCUAACCCUAACUCUAACCCAGGGAGUAACCCUAACCCUAACUCUAACCCAGGGAGUAGCCUUAGCCCUAACCCUAACCCAGGGAGUAACCCUAGCCCUAACUCUAACCCAGGGAGUAACCCUAACCUCUACUCUAACCCAGGGAGUGACCCUAACCUUUACUCUAACCCAGGUAGUAACCCUAACCUCUACUCUAACCCAGGGAGUGACCCUUACCUCUACUCUAACCCAGGGAGUAGCCUUAGCCCUAACCCUAACCCAGGGAGUAACCCUAGCCCUAACUCUAACCCAGGGAGUAACCCUAACCUCUACUCUAACCCAGGGAGUGACCCUAACCUUUACUCUAACCCAGGUAGUAACCCUAACCUCUACUCUAACCCAGGGAGUGACCCUUACCUCUACUCUAACCCAGGGAGUAGCCUUAGCCCUAACCCUAACCCAGGGAGUAACCCUAGCCCUAACUCUAACCCAGGGAGUAACCCUAACCCUAACUCUAACCCAGGGAGUAACCCUAGCCCUAACUCUAACCCAGGGAGUAACCCUAACCCUAACUCUAACCCAGGGAGUAACCCUAGCCCUAACUCUAACCCAGGGAGUAGCCCUAACCCUAACCCAGGGAGUAGCCCUAACCCUAACCCUAACCCAGGGAGUAACCCUAACCUCUACUCUAACCCAGGGAGUAACCCUAACCUCUACUCUAACCCAGGGAGUAACCCUAACCCUAACCCUAACCCAGGGAGUAACCCUAACCUCUACUCUAACCCAGGGAGUGACCCUAACCUCUACUCUAACCCAGGGAGUAACCCUAACCCUAACCCUAACCCAGGGAGUAACCCUAACCUCUACUCUAACCCAGGGAGUGACCCUAACCUCUACUCUAACCCAGGGAGUAACCCUAACCCUAACCCUAACCCAGGGAGUAACCCUAACCUCUACUCUAACCCAGGGAGUGACCCUAACCUCUACUCUAACCCAGGGAGUAACCCUAACCCUAACCCUAACCCAGGGAGUAACCCUAACCUCUACUCUAACCCAGGGAGUGACCCUAACCUCUACUCUAACCCAGGGAGUAACAAGAAAGUUGGUUUGAACACAGAAUAUAUGCUUGAGCACGAUAACGGUUUCCUGAAUACGGAACCUGGUAUCACUCAUCUUGCAGAACGCUAUCAUAAGAGGCGACUAAUGUGCGACUACCUAGUAUAG
This is a messenger RNA of Mizuhopecten yessoensis (Yesso scallop), 1380 nucleotides long. RefSeq names its product circumsporozoite protein-like. NCBI's taxonomy places the organism in Eukaryota, Metazoa, Mollusca, Bivalvia, Pectinida, Pectinidae. The transcript is spliced from 3 exons. The record is from RefSeq and is a predicted model, not a curated record. Bases 1 to 1380 code for a protein of 459 amino acids.